Amoebophrya sp. A25 is the source of this 5721-nucleotide messenger RNA. The record is from the annotation of a GenBank genome assembly. Lineage: Eukaryota; Dinophyceae; Syndiniales; Amoebophryaceae.
GUCGAAGUAACACACAAUGCAUGGUUUCAUCUCUCUGAUGCUUUACCUGCACUAGAGGAUUCGCGCAAGACCAAUUUUCGUAUGUAUUUCCAAUUUCAGUACUUACUUUUUGUGUCUUGAACUAGAUGCAGUAGAACUGCUGGUGUUCUUCCAAAAGUAGAUAGUACUAGCUCUAGGUCUAGACCCAGCUGGUGAUAUAUUGAAAGAUGUCCUCCGACGAACGGCCCCAGUCGGGGCUGAGCGGCAUCGCGCGAGACCUCGCAGAUGACGUGCUGGCCAAGGAAGACGCUCUCCUCGUCACUGAGUCGAGUAUACAGGAUGUUAUUACGGCAUCACAGGAGAUGGAGAACCUUCCUGGAGGACUACAGGAAGAGGAGGUUCCUCCUCAAGAGGAGGCAGACUCGCUGAUGGCGUCCACAGUGGUAGACCAAACGGCGAGUGUCGUGUUGGAGCACGUGAGUAGUGACUUGGCUCAACAAGCACUUUCGGCAAAUGAAGCAGAUGGAGCUGGGACAACGGCAGUGGCAGAAGAGGCUGGUGGUGGGGCGACUGAAGAAGCGCCUGCUGUAGGAGAAGCGAAGCCAGAUGACGCUGCUGCUGAGACCACUGCUGUGGCUGACGCUGUAGCAGAAGCGAAGCCGGAUGAUGCUGUUCAGACGAAACCAGAAGAGGAUGAGCUCGCAGGUGGUCCGUCAGAGGAACGACCGGGAUCAAAACGUAGUGCCUCUUCUUCCGUAGACUACGGCGCACAGAGUUUUACCAGCGACACAGACUUUUAUGCAUGGACGAGGGACUAAUAGAUCAUAUCUAAGAAGAUAUCUUAUCAUUCUGCAAUACUGUUUUUGUCUUUAUCUUUUUCAUUCCCAAGCAGAGGAAGCUGUGGUGGAAGACGCUGUGGCUGCAGUAGUAGAGGAUAUCCCUUUGGUAGGCGAAUCUUCUACCAGUCAAAUGCUGAACACUUCGGUCGAGGAGAAGGAGCCAGAAGAGAUAGGAGAGCAGUCUUCAGAACCUCUCGUGCAGAGACGAAUUCAAGCGGAAAGUGGUACUGGAACUAGAUCCAACUCUCGAGUCAGCCAGCAAGACGACGUAGCGGAUAUGCCGGCGCCUUCGAUUCAUGUCCAGUUUUUGGAAGUCGCGGACCCGGUCAAUUACGAUCCGGUGGACGAGGCUACGACUACGGCUCAUGUCGAAGCGGUCAUGGCAGCUGCGUCAUCGCCGACUGGGGGAGGUGUGCGCUUUACAUUCAACGACAACGAAGCAGAGCAGAAUGCAGGAAAUGGUAGAGCUGAAGAAGUACUACAGGGUGAAGCCGAGGGAACAAGCACAGAGCAGCAAGCCGUCGGUACUACAACGACCGAAAUAAAUGCGACAGAGAGUCCUCAGGAAACGCCGAUAGCAGAACCUCCUCUAGUAACCGGAAGUGAUGACAUCAGCAGUACUAGACGACCAACGACUCCUCCAAAAGAACCCUCCAUGACAAUGUCCGUAGGACCUCCCGAGUCCUCAAUCAUGGGAGGCGAGUCUCUCGCUGCCACUACAUCGACCGAAAUGCCACCUUUUCCGAGGUUUUCGACGCAGCACCUGAAGAAAGUCCUCAAGUGGACGCAAGGACCGGAAGAAUAUGUCCAGAACAUUCUAGAUGUGAGUCCGGAACAGGGAACGAUCUAUCUGGUUUUAGUGAAGUGGUUGAUACAACCUUUGCCGACCCACUGGCGAUUCAGACAAGGAUACGACCACUUUCGGGAAAAGGGAGAAGUCCGCACUUUGGACAACAUCGAUCAAGAAGACUUGUACUGAUAGAUCAUUCGCUAGUUUCUAUGUGUGCUUAUCAUCAAUAUAGUUGUGGUGGAAGCUGUAAAUUCAAUCCCACAACAAGAAUCGUCUCUCAUCCAUCGAUCAUGAAAUUAAAAAUUGUAAAUCCACUUCCACCUCCACGCUCUUCCUCGACUACAGGCUUUUCUACAACGUCGCUACCGGUGAGUGCUCUCGUCUUCAUCCGCAGCACGAUUUGAUGCAGUUGGUUGUAGAAGUAUCAAAACAGGAAAACGUUCGAGGAGUAAGCAUGGCUAGGAGUGCUCUCAAGGAAUGGCUAGUUGGCCAGAUUCACCAAUGGACUGGGCCUUUUUAUGAUUCCAAAGGAGCAUAUUGGACAAAAGAUAAUGCCUUCACGAGAGUCGAUCCGCGUGUGGCUGCUCAGCGAGGAUAUCAAAGAGCUGUGAGGUACUUGCUUUUGAUCAUUUUGAAGAAAUUUUGAUUUUAGUAGUUUUUUCUCAAGAAGAGAAAGAGUUUCUUGAAUUCUAAGGCCAAUGAAAUUUUAGUAGUUCAACAAAAGGGGAAACAAUAGUAGAUGGGCUAGCCGGCGAAGCACGUGCGCGCGCAGCCUUCUUCCUGUUGCAGGGAUGAAGGGCACUCACUUAUCAUAGAGAACAAGUUUCUUGCACUUUGAAGGCCCCCUACAAGAUUAUAAUCUUGAUACGAUCGAAAAUUUGAUUCAUCUCACCCAAAUCCCUCGUCUUCAGGUGCGUAAAACUGGUAUGUUCACAUGCUUAUCGACUUCUACACAACCCUCAGGUGCAUCAAACUCUUAUGUUCGCAUGCUGGUGUGAAUCCGUCAGUGAUCCUAGAGGACGAUGAAAAACCUACACCGCGACGAGACUUCUACAAAAUAGAAGUGGAAUAUCAGAACUUGUUGUCAGAGGGCAACAAGAGCCGAGAAGCACAGUCACGUGCUUUACAGCAGGAACUCGGAGUCCUGGCACCUGACACACCGCCGAAAGUUAGGCAGAAGACGCCGCCACCGAUUAUCAAACCACCGGCAGCAAAACUGAAAGCAAGGGAAAGAACGAAAAACGUAUUUUGUUCUUUGGUGAAUCUCUAUCUUGUUAGGAGACAUGUCUUAUGUAAAAAUCUACUUCUCUAUGCUAGAAGUCGAGUAAAAGUAAGUCUAAGUACUUUUUUGUGUAUACAGGUAAUGGCAUUUUUCCAUGGUGCGGACACCUACCUGGAGGUCUACAGCGAGACCAAUGCUUUCAUGCGAGAUCAUCUGGAGUUCAUCAGGGCGAAAACGACCGCUAAAGGAAAGAGCCAAUUAGAAGCUAUCAGUGCUAUUAACAAGGCUAAGACAUGCACCGAGUGGUUUUCCUCGAAUGUCAAGACAGCUGGCAUGUUGAGUCAGAGUCGCAAGCUCUUGCCCUAUGAUCCGAACGCAGUCUACCUGAAUCGGCCCAUGGUCAGCAAGACGCGCACGAGGGGUAAUGGCGGAGCAACGACACUGAAUCCGCUUGGGAAUGGGGGAACUGACACUUAGGAUAUAAUCAUGAAAUUGAGAUUCUUGUAAGUCUAAAUAUAGCACAAAGGUAAUUUCUCAUUUCGUCAGGGAAUCCAAGUCCUUUCACUUCUAUUUGACUUUAGGCAUGCACCAUUAAUUCUAGUCUAGAUCAAAACUUUAAUUCAUGAUCAAGCCAUAAAAAUAUUCUCUUCUAACAUAUCAUGCGAAGUAAUUCCUUAUCGCUUGGCGCCGAACGAGGUGGAAAACCUGGACUUUCCGCUUUUCCAGAAUUUUUAGGGGAUUCCCAGGAUACGACCGACAGCAAAUUCGGUCCUCUAGGUGAUCACAACAAGGUUGACAACGCGUCUCCUGGCGAGGGGGAGCCCAUGAGUCUUGACAACUACGCCUUCGUACGACCUCAAGGUCGAGAACGGCCGCCGCAGAGCGGUCCUUUAGACUUGGGACCCUCGCAGCUGGAGGACGAUCCGGAGUUUGAGAAUGCUAAAAUCGAAAAUCGAUACAUUUUAUCCGAAAACUUCGAACCAGUGUGCGAGAAUAUGGUACAACUUUGAAACUAUUGACAUCGAUGUCCUAGUGCUAUUUCAUAGCAUGGGUUUCAUAGCAUGUGUUUGAACUUUUGUGGCAAACUGCGUGAAAAGAUUUUGGUACUCCUACAUACCAUGUUGAUUUUCAUCAAAGUAGAGCCCGAUCAUGCAUUAAUAUAGCCUCCUCUGAAAGUUCUUUUUUACUCAUCAGCUCGAGCCCCCAGUGAGGAAGCCACGACCACUCCGUGACAACGAGCGCCAUGCGGUAGACUGGUCGCCGCAAACGAGGAAGGCUUUUGAGGAUAAUAAAGCUUCGUAUGAGCAGUAUCUUGAGGAAAAUGCGCCUAAGGAUGUCCUUACCCAGGCAGCAGAAAAGGACGCCGCAGAGAAGGAGGCUGUAGAUAACGCGAAAAAUAAGAAAAAAGCUGCUGCAGACGCAAGAAGGCAGAAGAGAUUAAGGCUAGACCUCCGCUGGAGCAUUCCUAUCAGCCCUGGCUGCUUUUCUACUUGAAAAGGAAGCCUCCAUCAAAUGUGAAGCAUCGCUGGCUGCUUUUCUACUUGAAAAGGAAGCCUCCAUCAAGGAUGCUCUGAGGAAUGCGAACGCGGUAGCUCUAAAGAGAGGGUCUAGAUCUCCUGUGGUAGUUCCAGCAGAACCAAGCAUCUCUGGGGAAGUUCCAGCACCCUCGAUUGGAGGUCAGACAGAAAGUGGAGCUUCUUCUGGAUCUGGAGGCGGUGUGGAAUCGUCCACUAAACUCGAAGAGGAAGACGGAGACGGUAACGCGCUUGUUGAGGCAGCUGGUGAGGAUGUUGGAGAGGAUGUUGAAAACGCAGCAAAUAACGGAGCAGCACCAACGUUAGCUCUAGCUCUAGAAGAAGUCUUCACCGGCGAAGCAGCGGACGACGAUCUAUCGCCAGUUGCGGCGGCACUGGUGGAUCGCGCUGUUGCGGAAUCGGUGCCGCCAAGCAGAGGAGAGAACGAGAAGCCUCGAGAGGGGUCGUCGUCAGAAGAAAGUGCGACGUCUUCGGUGUCUGGCGCGGUUGUCAAGGAUGUCAUCCGUGGCGGCCUAGAGGAGUCUUUGGGUGCAGAAGUAGAGCGGGUUCGUCGGACGGAGCAAGAAAAAGCUGCUAAGAAUGACGAACGUAAAAUUUGAUGAUGAUUUCAUUUUGAUUUGUAUGAAAUCCUCAGAGGAUUCAUCAGUUACCUAGUGGAAAUCCUUUUCUACGCUUGCUAAAAAUGCUGAAAACCUUCCUCACGACUGUGCAUCGUGAACAUCACCACUUUAUGUAGAGCCUCAGCCCCAUCCAAACAACUAAUGCAACACAAUCAAAACAGAUACUCUCUCCGAGCUCCUAGUAUUCGACGCUGUUCGCUCUGGCGUAGAGCAGGUCUACGGUAAUGACGUCGAGUCUGCACACGGUGAGUCGAAAACAGUCAGCAAAGCGGGUACGAAGGAAUCUAGUUCUGGCGGCCCUGGACGACCUUUUGGUACCGAACCCGAAGUUGCGGCUGACGGUGCUGCUGCUUCGGGGGAUGCACCACUUACCUCUCAAGGAGACCGUGUUGUAGAUACAACUGAAGUUUUGAUGCGUGGCGAUGAUGCUCCAAAAGUGCAAGAGGAUGCCUUUGCAGAUGUCGAAGCAGGUGAUGCACAGCACAAAGCUGAGGAUGAAGGUGAGGGGGCAGAAGGGGAAAUGAAGGCUCUUGAAGAACCUCAAGAGGAGAAAGUUGAUGAAGAAGACGGUGAAUUCGAGGACGAACAAGACGAGGAUGAUGAAGAAGAAGAUGCGGAACCGAGCGAGCAAGAACAAUUAUCCUCUGAGGGUGCUGAAGGUGGUGCGGGAGAUCUGCAGCCCUCGGAUGUCACUCCUACUUUAUGUCUUAUACAGUUCUCGCUUUCGCAUAUUUGA